AUGUCAUUAGUUUCUGAUCAUGAUGUAAUGGAUAAAGAGUUACUUGUUAAAUAUAAACAAGUAGCUAAAUCUAAAAUUCAAAAGUUCUUUAUCACUACUAAACUUGUAAUUGGAAAUAUAUUAUUUUAUUUAGAAUGUUGGUCAAUUGCAAUUAGAUCAAUAUUGUAUUACUUUUUUGUUGGUACAAAAUCAAAUCGUAUCAUUAAAGAUAUCAAAUACUCUGCUAAACGACCUAGAAAUGUUUGUGAUGUCUAUCUACCAAAAAAGAGUGAGACAUCGGUGACAACAAAGAUUAGACCAUGUUUGGUGUUUGUACAUGGUGGAUCUUGGGGAUAUGGAGACAAGAUUCAAUAUAUUCUACUUGGAAAACAAUUGUCAGAUAGAGGUAUCAUUGUAGUAGUGUGUAACUAUACCCUCUAUCCAAAAGGAACAGUCACAGAGAUGGUAGAUGAUGUUGAACAACUACUAGUCCAUGUAAAGAAUCAUGUACACGAGUAUGGAGGAACACCAGACAAUAUUCAUUUGGCAGGUCAUAGUGCUGGUGCUCAUAUCACUGCCCUAUACGUUUGUACACGUCUCAUCGAACAUCCAUCUUCCACUGCCGUACCAUCUGCCCCAUCUAUUCGAUCAUUUAUUGGUAUGGGUGGUGUUUAUGAUAUUUCUGAUCAUUUUAUUCAUGAAAGUAAAAGAGGACUUGAACAUGUAUCACCAAUGAGACCAGCAUGUAAAGGACCAUCAAAAUUUAAACAAUAUUCACCAUGUCAUUUACUAGAGUUACACGAAGAAAAAUCAUUGACACUACCUUGUAAUAUUUUCUUGUUGCAUGGCGAACUUGAUAAGACGGUCCCAAUAAGCUCUGCCGAGAAAUUUGAAUAUAUAAUUUCAACGCGAUUCAAAAGUAAUAACACUAGAAAAGACAGUCCAUAUAGAUAUAUAUUCAAUCGUUAUCCAAAUGUUGGACAUAUCGACUUGGUAUUUGGAAUUUAUGAUGACAAUGCUCCAAUCAAUGUUGAUGGUAUCGAUUAUAAUACAAGUACUUCUCCUGAUAUGAAAUCUACAAAGAAAUCAGUCCUUCAAGAUAUCAUUAGAUUAAUUGAUCGUAGGACAUAA
Messenger RNA from Cavenderia fasciculata, 1110 nucleotides. RefSeq lists its product as uncharacterized. NCBI's taxonomy places the organism in Eukaryota, Evosea, Eumycetozoa, Acytosteliales, Cavenderiaceae. The transcript is spliced from 3 exons. Bases 1 to 1110 code for a protein of 369 amino acids. The record is from RefSeq and is a predicted model, not a curated record.